AUGACGUUCAUCUCAAAGCGUCUCGCUCAGAAUCUCCGUUGCAAGCGCGUCUCAACAUCUGUGUUAGUUUCCGCCGUCGGGGGAGUUCCCGCUGGCACCUUUAAUAAGGCCGUGAUUGUUGCAGUAUCGCCGCGUGACUCAGUCGCUCCGUCUUUUUCUACUACCGCGGUCAUCAUGCCCCAUCUCACGUCUUACGCGCCGAAGCACGUGAUCGACCUGGACUCAUUUUCAUACCUCUCGGGCUUGCGUUGGGCCGAUCCGAACCCCGGGAACGCAGAAUCCAUUGAUCUUAUCCUCGGCGCUGAUCUUUACGGCUGCGUCCUUCUUGAGGGAAUUCGCAAGGGCGAUAUCGGCGAUCCGAUCGCUCAAAAUUCUGUCUUCGGAUGGGUUCUUUCGGGUCCGGUCAAUCAAUCGACAACUCCGAACGCGUCCCCUCAUUCGGUCGCUGCCGCGUCACAUUCCGCUGUCACGGUUCAUCAUAGCUCGGCGUCUCUCUCUCUUGACAAUGAACUCAGACGGUUCUGGGAAAUCGAAGAGGUUCCUCGCAAACCCAUCCUCACGUCCGACGAGUCCAAGUGUGAGCGUCACUUUGCGAUCACGCACUCGCGAGCCGAUGACGGUCGGUAUAUAGUGCGACUUCCGUUCCGAACGAAUCCGCCGAUUGCAAUCGGGGAGUCUAAGCGCGCCGCCGAACGUCAAAUCGCGUCUUUGUCGCGUCAAAUGCAAGCCAAUCCUACGCUCUUCAAGGAGUACUCGGCGUUUCUAGACGAAUACGAGAGUCUCGGGCAUAUGCGCCGCGCUCCCCGCAAUGAUCUCUCAGUCGAACCCCGCGUGUAUUUUCCACACCAUCCAGUGUUUCGCGAGUCGAGCUCCACGAGUCGCUUGAGGGUCGUUUUUAACGCGUCAAGCCGCACGUCAAACGGCACGAGUCUCAACGACCACCUCUUACCCGGACCAAAACUUCAAUCGGAACUCCCGUCCGUUCUUUUGAAAUGA
Ooceraea biroi (clonal raider ant) is the source of this 996-nucleotide messenger RNA. RefSeq lists its product as uncharacterized. The record is from RefSeq and is a predicted model, not a curated record. Lineage: Eukaryota; Metazoa; Arthropoda; Insecta; Hymenoptera; Formicidae.